AUGACAGAGCGUUAUGACUGCCACUACUGUAAGGAGUCACUGUUUGGGAAGAAGUAUGUUCUUCGUGAGGAGAACCCAUACUGCGUGAAGUGCUAUGAGAGCCUGUACUCCAAUACCUGUGAGGAGUGCAAGAAACCCAUCGGCUGCAACAGCAGGGAUCUGUCCUACAAGGACCGUCACUGGCAUGAGGACUGUUUCCACUGCUUCCAGUGCAAGCGCUCACUGGUGGACAAGCCCUUCUCCACUAAAGAUGAGCAGCUGCUGUGCACCGAGUGCUAUUCUAACGAGUACUCCUCCAAAUGCCAUGACUGCAAGAAGACCAUUAUGCCUGGCUCGAGGAAGAUGGAGCAUAAAGGAAACAGCUGGCAUGAGACCUGCUUCACCUGCCAGCGCUGCCAGCAGCCAAUUGGCACCAAAAGCUUCAUCCCCAAAGACAACUAUAACUACUGCGUGCCCUGCUACGAAAAGCAGUUUGCCAUGCAGUGUAUUCACUGCAAGAAGCCCAUCACCACUGGCGGUGUGACGUACCAUGACCAGCCCUGGCAUAAGGACUGUUUCUUGUGCACUGGCUGUAAGCAACAGCUGUCUGGCCAGCGCUUCACCUCUCGUGACGACUUUGCCUACUGCCUCAACUGCUUCUGCAACUUGUACGCCAAGAAAUGUGCCUCCUGCACCACCCCCAUCAGUGGACUCGGAGGAAGCAAGUACAUCUCCUUUGAGGAACGCCAGUGGCACAACGACUGUUUCAACUGCAAAAAGUGCUCAGUGUCUCUGGUGGGCAGAGGUUUCCUCACCGAGAGAGAUGACAUCCUGUGUCCCGAGUGUGGCAAAGACAUCUGAAAGCAUGCAUGGAGAAAACAACCAAGCAUCCACAACGCUUAAAAUGAAACAAUGAAUAGAUUUAGGCACUCCAUGGAAACAUAGUAGAGCAAAGAUUAUAAUAGAGUAACAAGAGACAGAUU
Molecule: messenger RNA, 962 nt
Organism: Rhinichthys klamathensis goyatoka
Lineage: Eukaryota; Metazoa; Chordata; Actinopteri; Cypriniformes; Leuciscidae
Gene: fhl2a
Product: four and a half LIM domains 2a
Exons: 5
Coding region: 1-840 (279 amino acids)
Cellular component (GO): Z disc; nucleus
Molecular function (GO): transcription coregulator activity
Source: RefSeq, a predicted model, not a curated record